AGGUGAUACCUGCUAAGCGCGCCCCGCCUACCCAGAGACUGGGAGGAACCUGGAAAAUCCUCACGUGAGGGGAAGCGCAGGCGAGUAGGCUGGCCAAGGAGCAGGGCCUGCACCCGUGGUCUCAUAGAGCCUGGCCUGUUCUGGAAGAGCACCUAGUUGUUCCUUCUAGGCUGCCCAAGCCCCAUUGAUGAUGGCUGAGAGGGAGGAGGAUGAUGACACUGAGGAAGCCUGGCUGCAGCUGCGGCCCACGGAACCCUUGCCCUCCCAGUGCUGCGGCAGUGGCCGCUCGCCCUGUGUGUUUGACCUCUAUCACCGAGACCUGGCAAGGUGGGAGGCAGCCCAAGCCAGCAAGGACAGGAGCCUGCUGCGUGGGCCAGAGUCACAGAGGGAUAGUAGAUGACUUAGAAAUUCAGAGAGCCUAUAUGCCCAUCAGCCCUGCCAAUGCAGAAGGAUACUUUGAAGUGUUAAUUAAGUGCUACCAGAUGGGGCUGAUGUCCCGGUAUGUUGAGUCCUGGAGAGUAGGAGACACAGCUUUCUGGCGAAGACCUUUCGGAGAUUUCUUCUAUAAACCAAACCAGUAUGGUGAGCUCCUCAUGCUGGCUGAGGGCACAGGCCUGGCCCCCAUGAUGCCCAUCCUGCAGAGCAUCACAGACAAUGAGAAGGACGAGACUUUUGUCACUCUGGUCGGUUGCUUUAAGACCUUUGAGAGCAUCUACCUGAAAACCUUCCUCCAAGAGCAGGCCCGUUUCUGGAAUGUCCGUACCUUCUUUAUACUCAGCCAGGAGAGCUCCUCAGAGCAGCUUCCCUGGAGUUACCAAGAGAAAACUCGCUUUGGCCACCUGGGCCAGGACCUAAUUAAAGAGCUGGUCAGCUGCUGUCAGAGAAAGCCAUUCACACUGGUCUGUGGCUCGGCUGAGUUCACCAAAGACAUAGCCAGAUGCUUACUGUGCACAGGCCUCACUGAGAACUCCUAUUUCCUCUUCUAGCCCUGGCCUCCCUUCCAAAGCCUAGGCCAUGGGCCUGCUACUGGGACCCAGGAAGGAGCACAGACUGGAAUCAGAACACAUGGAGUCCAGGCCUGGUCCUGCUGCUCAUUUGCCAGGUGACCUUGGGCAAGUGUCUUUACUGCUCAGAACCUCUACUUCUCAUCUGCCCCAUGAGGUUAAUCCCUCCUCCUGGCCUCCUACUAUGUGGAAGGAGGACGGGCUGUAGGGACCACGAGGAGGUGAGCAACCAGCCUGAGAGUCAGGGAGGACUCCUCAGAGGAAGCCAAGUCCAGGCUGAGCCCCAGGAGGAGUAGGAGUUGGGCAGGGGAAAAGUUGGGAGGAGCUUCCCUGCCCCUCUGAUUAGAGGAUCUAAUGGGGGCUCCAGCUGUGGCCUUAGCACCAUCUCAGGUUAGGGGUUCCUGAGCGUGUAGGGAAGGACACAGGAGAGGCUUAGAGCUCUUUGGAGGAGGAUUCUGCCUUUCCUCCAGUGCCAUGAGCCUGACACACGAAGGUCUUGGGUUCUAUGACUUGACCAUGUCUGGAUAGCAAGGUGGGGCCCUCGACUGUCUUUGUAUUGGCCCCAAGCCUUUCUUGCUGUGAACAGCUUCAUUCUCAGUCCCCUUUCCUGGCUCAAAAAUCGAACCUAGCAAAAGAAGAGGCAUGGGAAGGAAACGCCCCUCCCUUCUCCUGCAGGCAGCCACUCAGCCUGUGCCUUCAGCUCGGUGCCCUGGUGACUGUUGCUAUGGAGAUCUAAAGAUAGAGCAGGAGUCAGGAGACCUGGGUCCCUCUCCCAGCUUGUCCCACUGAGCGGCUGCCGAUCCCGGUCCACCUACCCCAGGAACCCGGCACCCCCUCCCAGGAACCCAGUGCCCCUGGGCAGCGCACUGCAGUUAAUGAAUUCUGCCUUCCACAGCCUGGGCUCCAGCAUGCUGCACCAGCUUGGGCUAGCUACAGGCAGUCCCAGAAUUGGAAUAUUAAGCCAUGGAAUCUUAGAGUUAGACUUUUAUAGUCAUAGAAGUGUACUCCUCACCAUAUCAAAGCUGAAAGUUCAGGACUCUAAGAAACAUACAGUGUGACAGGCUUACCGUAUACACAGGAAACUGAAGCCCAAUGAGACUAAAUGACUUGCCCAGGGUAAAACAGUCCAUGGCAGAGCGAGCACUAGAAGCCUCCUAGCUUCAACCUCAUGUGCCAGUUCUGCACCAGUGGUUUUCAAACUGCGCUCCACAGGAAACAAGGGUUCUUUGCAUAGCAGCAGUGAAAGGGCAGCUCCAGAUGGAUCCCCAGUCCCCCCUUCAAC
This is a messenger RNA of Symphalangus syndactylus (siamang), 2286 nucleotides long. RefSeq names its product cytochrome b5 reductase like (gene CYB5R5). Lineage: Eukaryota; Metazoa; Chordata; Mammalia; Primates; Hylobatidae. Gene Ontology annotation, molecular function: oxidoreductase activity. The record is from RefSeq and is a predicted model, not a curated record.